GGUUUCUCGACCUCAGCGGCACUCUCGCGAGAACUGGAUCUCGACUCGGAUCGGGAUCUCGACCUUUUCCCACUCGGUUUGACUGUAGCCUUCGUAGCCUCUGUAAUCUCGUCGCCAACCUUUAUGAAGUCGUCGCUAUCACUGGAACUACCCCUUGGUUUCGAUGGCUUGGAUUUUUUAGCUGGUUCCACGGUCAGUGUCUUCACCGGAUCUUCGGACAUAGAGCUGAGUACGGCGCUGGCUUUGGAGCUCGAGGUGGAACUGGAACUGGGGCUUGACCCUGACCUGGCUCUCUUACUGGCCUUUUUCUUAACCUCAGCCUCAAUUUUCGUUGUCGGUAAAAACGACAUUUCCCUCGGCUUCCGACUCUUACUCUCACCCUCACCCUUACCCUUACUUUUACUCGAACGGAAACCAGGACCACGUGUCCACUUAGACAUAUCUGUUGUUCUGGAUGUAUGGCUGAAAGUUGUUGUGUCGAUGAGUCGGGACCAGGGAUUGUGUCCAUUCAUACAAACCAAUGGCAAUUAUAACGGUCUUCAAAUGUACCGGCGCUGGGAGUUUACCGCUCCGGGAUCUGACGAACUGAAAGGAUUUAUCGGUAUUAUGUAUACCAAACAAAUUUACUGGCACUUCAAGCUUGAGAAACAGACCGGUGGAUCAUUUGUGGUGAAAGUGGAUCCACUGGAUGUCCAUCAAAUGAAUGCCAAUUUGAUCAACAGAUUUUCAAUUUAUGGCAAAUACGAUGGAAAACUGAAAUUUACCGCCAGUUUUGAUAUGGAAUACGUGGACACACAAAACGGUACACAUCUGCAUAUUACUAACGACGCCUCCCUGGAGCUAAGGGUUUAUUACCCGGACUUUCAAUACAACGCAACUGAUAUCAUAUUCUGUCCCUCAGGCCUUCACCCGAAUAAUUAUGUUAUGGUUUUAGACAAACAUACCGGCGCUGUGCAGACAUAUAAAGUUGAUAUCCCAUCGAUGACUUAUUUAGUGUUCAGUCGUGUCAAUGACAGCGAGUGUAAGAAUUCUAACAUAAGUUGUAAUAAACCGCAAUUCUUGGACACAAUUCCCGAUUCUUUACGCAAACAAUUGGAGGCAAUCGUGGAUUAUAGUGAACCUGGAGUUUCCGGACACUUGUUGUGGUUUAACAUCAACGGGCGUCCUAUAGGCAACUCUCACUCCGUUUGCAAACGAAUGCUUCACUUCUGGUCAGACAAUUGAUUAUACAAAACGUCAGACAUCUGGUGAUACAAACGACCCGAC
Molecule: messenger RNA, 1266 nt
Organism: Oppiella nova
Lineage: Eukaryota; Metazoa; Arthropoda; Arachnida; Sarcoptiformes; Oppiidae
Source: the annotation of a GenBank genome assembly